Messenger RNA from Vicia villosa (hairy vetch), 1478 nucleotides. RefSeq names its product NAC domain-containing protein 7-like. The transcript has 4 exons. Bases 189 to 1256 code for a protein of 355 amino acids. Gene Ontology annotation, molecular function: DNA binding. NCBI's taxonomy places the organism in Eukaryota, Viridiplantae, Streptophyta, Magnoliopsida, Fabales, Fabaceae. The record is from RefSeq and is a predicted model, not a curated record. Gene Ontology annotation, biological process: regulation of DNA-templated transcription.
AUUUUCUUCUUUUUCCUUCACUUUCUCAAUUUAUUCUAUUCCUAGGGUUUGAUUUUUUACUUUUAGCUCUUUCUUGAUUUGUUGAUUCUAGCAUAUAUAUCUCUUGAAUUUGUGCUGCAAAUUAAGAGGUUUCUUUCAUCAGAUCUACAAAACCUUCUAAGGAAAGCAAAUCAAGGUUGAAUUUGAAUAUGAACAAUUUCUCGCACGUUCCUCCUGGAUUUCGAUUCCAUCCCACUGAUGAAGAACUUGUUGAUCACUACCUUCGGAAAAAGAUAGCUUCAAAAAGAAUUGAUCUUGAUAUCAUUAAAGAUGUUGAUCUCUAUAAAAUCGAGCCAUGGGAUCUACAAGAGUUAUGCAAAAUAGGAAGUGAUGAAGAAACUGAAUGGUUUUUCUUCAGUCAUAAAGACAAGAAAUAUCCAACUAGUAGUCGUACAAAUAGAGCUACAAAAGCAGGAUUCUGGAAAGCCACAGGAAGAGACAAAGCAAUAUAUUCUAACAAUAUUUGUCUGAUUGGAAUGAGAAAGACUCUUGUUUUCUAUAAAGGAAGAGCUCCUAAUGGACAGAAAUCUGAUUGGAUCAUGCAUGAAUAUCGCUUAGAAACUAAUGAAAAUGGAACUACACCUCAGGAAGAAGGAUGGGCUGUGUGUAAAGUGUUCAAGAAAAGAAUAGCUACAACAAUGAGGAGGAUGGAUGAGUCACCAUGUGGAUAUGAUGAUCAAGUUUCAUUCAUGCAAGAGCUUGAAACACCAAACCGAGUAUUUUCUUCUCAUUCUUAUGCAUCAUACCAACAACAACAUCAACAACAACAACACUAUCCUUGCAAACAAGAGUUGAAUCAAAUGCAAUACAAUAUAUCCAUUAAUGAUGCUAACAAUUUCCUCCAACUUCCACCACUAGAAAGCCCUAAAAUACCUAAUUUGCAGUGCUCAUCAUCAUCACAUUCAAUAACUCAUCAAGAACAACAACAAUAUUAUAGCCAGCACCAGCAACAAAGUAUGCAAAUGCUUUAUAGUGGUAACAAUGAUUUACAAGCAGUAGUGGAGCAAUCAAAGGAUUGGAGAGUAUUUGACAAACAUGUUGCUUCUCAGCUAAGUCAUGAUCAAGAAGCUUCCAAGGAAACAGUAACCAGUUAUUGCAAUAUUGUGGCUGAACAAAUUGCUUUGCUAGCAAAUGAGUCUAAAAAAUCUGAAACUCAUGACCAUGAAUAUGCUACUUCAACUUCCAACUCCAGUUGCCAGAUUGAUACAUGGAAGUGAAGAUCUAUAACUAUAUAUGAAGAGGCAUAUAAUUGAUAUACUAUAUUACAAUAUAGGGAGUAGUAUUAUACAGCCUAACUCCUGGAAAAAUAAGAGAAAUAUUAAAAGGGUAUUGUUCAUUUCCAAUUUCCAACUUCCAAGUUUGUGUACAUAUAUAGUAAACCCUGAAGUAUUGUUUAUUUUUUAUACUAAAACCUUUAAGUACUGCUAUAUAUUAAAUAU